UACCUUACGUGAAACAUUACAUGAUUGUAAAAAGUUCCCUCGUAUCAUGUCACAGCACGGCUCUACACAAUGUGUAAGUGCGGGGACGAUGAAAUAUAAAACACAGUCCUAUCUUGAACGUCUCCGGUUCCUGUUAUCUUCUCAAAAUAACUCAAUUUUCAACACCGAAAACCAUAUAACAGUGCCUAGCAAAAGCCCACCAGACAACAUGCAGAUUAUCAAGCCUUUUGCUCUGAUCGCCAUCAUGGCUGGCCUCGGUCUUGCCGCCACAGUUCCCCCAGCUGUUUUCAGAAGGGCCGACCUUCAAAAUGCCGAUGAUGGCGGUUUCGGAGCCUCGCCGAACUUGCCCACGAUCCCGGAGAGGGGCUUCUCGGUUCCGGAAGAGAAGAAUUGAAUCUUACCGGGCUAUAUUUUCGGAUGGGCAGAGACAUACAUUGGGGGGUGCAUGCAUUUGUUGCAGGUCAUUCGUUAACUCACUAAGUUGCUCUAGAUGUCAUGUCAUCUCACGAUCCUUCACAUGAAAAUUAUCGAGUAGAGUGUUAUUAGGCGCCGAACACAAGCAUCAAACAAAAUUGAUUACUGCCGAAGACCAAUCAACAAUGCAAUAUGCCUGCAGUUGGCUUGCAUCUCG
This is a messenger RNA of Truncatella angustata, 631 nucleotides long. RefSeq lists its product as uncharacterized. The record is from RefSeq and is a predicted model, not a curated record. Bases 47 to 394 code for a protein of 115 amino acids. The transcript has 2 exons. NCBI's taxonomy places the organism in Eukaryota, Fungi, Ascomycota, Sordariomycetes, Amphisphaeriales, Sporocadaceae.